Molecule: messenger RNA, 888 nt
Organism: Sipha flava (yellow sugarcane aphid)
Lineage: Eukaryota; Metazoa; Arthropoda; Insecta; Hemiptera; Aphididae
Exons: 1
Coding region: 1-888 (295 amino acids)
Biological process (GO): DNA integration
Molecular function (GO): nucleic acid binding
Source: RefSeq, a predicted model, not a curated record
AUGGGAAACCUGCCAAAGUACCGAUUGCAGCAGAUCAAGCCAUUUCAUCAAAUAGGUAUAGAUUAUGCAGGCCCAAUUAGUUUAAAGGAACGUCGAUCUCGUAACUCUCAGAUCAAGCAGGCAUAUAUUUGCUUAUUUGUGUGUAUGAGUACAAGGGCUCUGCAUAUUGAGGUUGCGUCCGAUUUAACAACCGAAACGUUCCUUAUGGUAUUCACCCGUUUCGCUGCUCGCCGAGGAACAAUCCAGGCAAUAUACAGUGAUUGUGGUACCAAUUUUGUGGGAGCAUCUCGACUGUUCAAAUCAGUUGAUGAAUAUCAAAACGCUAUAAUCAAUCAUCUUGCCACACAUCAUAUUCAAUGGCACUUCAAUCCACCAUCAGCUCCACACUUCGGAGGUUUAUGGGAAGCAGGUGUCAAAUCCGUAAAACAACUGUUAUACCAAUCCAUAGGAAACCACCGAUUGACCAGCGAAGAAUUAAGUACGUAUCUAACGCGAAUCGAGGCAACUCUAAAUUCCAGACCGUUGGGUGCGAUGAGCAACGAUCCCGCGGAUUUCAACGUACUAACGCCUAACCAUUUUUUGACCCUGAAACCCAGUACUACUAUCCCAGAUCCAGAUCUGUCAACUCUUCCACUAUCUAAGAUGCAGCGCUGGCGGCUCAUCCGAGAUAUCCAUCAACAUUUCUGGAGUAAGUGGAAAAAUGACUUUAUUAAUACUUUACAACAACGCUUAAAAUGGACAAAGUCCAAUGGAACCUUGCAUCAAGAUGAUCUAGUUCUCAUCAAGGAACCAACCAACUCACUUCAAUGGAGACUUGGUCGAGUCAUGCAACUUCACCCAAGAACCGAUGGAAUAAACCGUGUUGCUACUGUCAAAACCGCUAUUUGA